UUGUCUGAAGUGAUCAUGUCUCUCAGCACCAACAAGCAGGCCAUCGUACAGGUGACCACCUCUCUCCAGAUCCUAGCUGUGCUAAUUCUCCUGCAACUGGAUAUGGCAAGCAGCAGUGUUUCUAAGUCAAAUGUGAAGAGUAAAAGGGAUUUAAUCCAAUCAAUUUUGGGGAGGGCUUCAUAUCCGUCUGCUUCGGUAAGGUCAAGGUUGAAAAUGAUGGAAGUCUUCAGGAAAGACGGUGUGGUUCCCGAUGUUGUUGAUGCCCCACCUCUUAAACAACUACGAAUUUCUUAUGGAACCAGAAUAGUGGAGCCUGGAAUGGUUCUGACACCAACAGAUGUUAAGGAUUUGCCAGUUAUUACGUAUGAUGCAGAGCCGGAUGCAUUCUACACUCUCAUUAUGAAUGACCCUGAUGCUCCAAGUAGGGCUGACCCCAAGUAUGGGGAGUGGCAUCACUGGCUGGUUGUCAACAUCCCUGGGGGGAGACUCUCUGAUGGAGAGACGAUGGCCGAGUAUGUCGGAGCUGGCCCACCCCCUGAAACAGGUCUUCACAGAUAUGUGUUCUUGCUUUACAAACAGCCAUUUGGGAAAAAGGAUUUCGGCCUCAAGAAGUUGACUAAUCGAAGUCAAGAAGGUCGGGCCAAGCAUUCGAUCCGUGACUUUCUGAAGAAUAGUGGCUUGUCUGAGCUUGUGGCAGGAAACUUCUUCCUUGCUGAAUACGAUGACUAUGUGCCUGAACUAUACAAGCAACUCAGUGGAUGAAUGUCAGAAUCUGCCUGUGUGUCACAUUAGAAGUAGACCAAUAGCUAGAGUUUAAGAUCAGAGGGUCCCAGAAAAAAAAAUGUCUUCAAUUUGUUGAUAUUACUUUUAUCCUGAAAAUGGUCAUACAAAAUAAGGCUAGCAAUUUCAUUAAUGUUUUACAUGUACCCUAUAUCAAAUGAUUACUCUGACAGUAAAUACUGAUUGGUCUAUAAUCAAAUGAGGUUACCAUCAAAUGAGGUAUGCAUCGGGUCAGUACACAUACUAUUGGUAUGAUGUUACACACUGGAAAGAGAGGAGGUUAGGAAUGUUUUACUUUAUGUUUGAAAACAAAGGAUUUUCUUUACAAUUUCUUUCUUUGAUAACAUUAAUGGUAUUGAGAAUACUCGGUUCCAGGAACGAAACACCUGAUUAUUACUGACAUAUGUUUAUUGGUUAUUUAUUUUUGGUUAUUUAUGUGAUGAAUGUGAUUAUAAAUACAAUUGUUCAGAUACCUGUUGUGAAAUCCACGGCUGACCGUCUUGGUCAGUGCACCUUGUUUGCUUCAGUAUUACCGGCGUACAAUGCAUCAAUGUAUUCAUGUAUUGAAUGUCAAAAUAUAUGUUUUUCUUCAACUC
Messenger RNA from Haliotis rufescens (red abalone), 1376 nucleotides. RefSeq names its product protein D3-like. NCBI's taxonomy places the organism in Eukaryota, Metazoa, Mollusca, Gastropoda, Lepetellida, Haliotidae. The coding region runs from base 16 to 762 and encodes 248 amino acids. The transcript is spliced from 5 exons. The record is from RefSeq and is a predicted model, not a curated record.